CACAAACAUGUCUUUUAUCAAAUCAUUUUCAAGCUUGACUACUCAAACGCGUUCUUAUGUCUCGGCACGCGCACUUCACCCUAAAAAGUUUACCAGCAUCUUGUCCAACGUGCCUACCAGACCUUCAAGUGCAUGGCAGUUCUAUUUGACUGAAAACCUCAAUGGAUUCAAAACCAGCGAUGGCAAGGUAGAUUUAAAGCGCGCUUCUCAAGAAUUGAGUAAGCAAUGGAAGGGCUUUAGUGAAGAACAAAAGAAGCCUUAUGUUGAGAAGUAUCAAGCUAAAUCAAAAGAACAUGUAGAAGCCUUGGAAAAAGCUUUGAAUAAUGCUACACCUCAACAAUUCUUUGAAGAGAACAGUUUGAGAAGAAAGUAUAAGUUGACUCUUUUGAAGGAUCCUAAGCAUCCCAAACACCCCAAGGGACCUUUCUUUUUAUAUCUUGAACAUCUGAGAGCAACGAAUGAUCCUAUUUAUCAAUCUGGUAAAUCAACUGAACAAGUAGCUGAAGCUGCAAAGAAAUACAAAAGCCUUCCUGAACAAGAAAUCAAGGUUUUUAGGGACAAAGCCAAGUUUGAAAAAGAACAAUACGAUGCUGCUAUGAAAAAAUACAUGAGUAAUGUUGGUGUUUAAUAAAUCAAUUUGAUUAUUAUUA
Messenger RNA from Gilbertella persicaria, 650 nucleotides. RefSeq lists its product as uncharacterized. The transcript is spliced from 4 exons. NCBI's taxonomy places the organism in Eukaryota, Fungi, Mucoromycota, Mucoromycetes, Mucorales, Choanephoraceae. The record is from RefSeq and is a predicted model, not a curated record. The coding region runs from base 8 to 628 and encodes 206 amino acids.